This is a messenger RNA of Boeremia exigua, 1008 nucleotides long. RefSeq names its product cyclin-like protein. NCBI's taxonomy places the organism in Eukaryota, Fungi, Ascomycota, Dothideomycetes, Pleosporales, Didymellaceae. The transcript has 2 exons. The coding region runs from base 1 to 1008 and encodes 335 amino acids. The record is from RefSeq and is a predicted model, not a curated record. Gene Ontology annotation, biological process: positive regulation of DNA-templated transcription, elongation; regulation of transcription by RNA polymerase II. Gene Ontology annotation, cellular component: cyclin/CDK positive transcription elongation factor complex; nucleus. Gene Ontology annotation, molecular function: cyclin-dependent protein serine/threonine kinase activator activity.
AUGGUACCAGCAGCAAGCACACCACAGCCGCCAAGACGUGAACGCCCGCGCCCGCCGCCGCCAGCCGUGGUGGAGGCAGAGCUACAAUGGAUCUACGUCGAAGAUGAGCUCGCACACGCGCCCUCGAUACUAGACGGGAUGGCAAUAGAGGAAGAGCGCAUGCUGCGGCGGAAAGGCGUCAACUUCAUCUUGCAGGUGGGCAUGAUGCUCAAACUGCCGCAGACGACCCUCAGCACAGCCGCCGUCUUUUUCAACCGGUACCUCAUGCGGUGCAGCUUGAAGCCGAAGCCCGGCUACAAACCACUCCAUCAUUAUCAAGUCGCUGCAACCGCCCUUUUUCUCGCCACCAAGGUCGAGGAGAACUGCCGUAAGAUGAAGGAACUCGUCGUAGCAUGUGUGCGCGUUGCGCUCAAGGACCCAAAUAAGCUGGUCGACGAACAGACCAAGGACUUCUGGAAGUGGCGCGACACAAUCCUGUACAGCGAGGACGUGGUGCUGGAGAGCCUGUGCUUCGAUCUGAAUGUUGAAUCGCCAUACAAGACCAUGUACGACAUGAUGAAGUACUACGGCGUUGAGCAUAAUAAGAAGCUGCGCAACUCCGCUUGGGCGUUCCUGGCCGACUCUGCUCUCACACAAAUGUGCCUCCUGUUUGACUCGAGGGCCAUCGCAGCGGCAUCGCUAUACUGCGGCGCUCGCAUGGCUGAGGUCACCCUGGAAGACGACGACGGCAAGCCAUGGUGGGAGGUCCAGCACGUCAAGCUGGGCGACAUCAGACGAGCCUGCAACCUCAUGGCAGACAUAUACGAGAGAUCGCCUGACAAGGACGAAGACAUGAAUAAGUAUUCUGGGCUAAGAACACCUGAAGACGGCAUCGACUUUGGCGACACACCACGGAGCAUGGAGGGUGUGCAAAUGACCGGGCAGGACUCGAGUCAAAAUCAGUCCUUUGCAAACGGCGCCGGCAACGCGACUGAGCGAGGUAGCGAGGAGGGCGAGUUAGACGGCUAG